CCUAAGCCUAAUGGAGUUGAAGUGAAGAAAAUGAAUUUAGAGGUGAGCUGCUGAAUCAGACUUGGACUAACGGCAGUACUGAGAAGCUCAGCACUUGUGAAACACCCAGUAGCCUGCACAGCAAACACACCAAGAUGAACCAAGAUGUUGAUGAAAAGAGGCUGCGUACUCGCUCAAAGGGAAUCAGAAUACCUGUGGAGCCUGUGGGACAGGAUAUAAGCUGCCCAACUCCAGGAUGCAAUGGCUCAGGACACGCCAGUGGAAAAUACGCACGGCACAGAAGUUCACAAGGCUGCCCUUUGGCCAAGAAAAGGAAAAUUCAGGACACUGAUUCCGAUCAACCUCUGACCAAGAGGAAAUCCCAUCCUUUGAAACUUGCCUUGGAUGAAGGUUAUAAUGGAGACAGUGAUGGUGUUGAUGAUUUAGAGAUAAAAGAGGAAUCAAUUAUGGAUGAAUCAGAAGAAGCACUUGAAGUUGAAGAAGAAAUAGACGAUGAUGAAGAAGAAAGAAAUUUGGAAGAAACUGAAAGAGCAGAAUUAGUACCAGAGGUAAGGCAUAAAGGGCUAGAUGAUAGACCUUACUGGGAGGAUGGAGCCAAGAAUGUCAGCACUCGAAAGGACGAUUUUAUUAGCUAUCAGGAAUUAGUUGCCAAAUCACUUCUAAAUCUUGGCAAAAUAGUAGACGAUACUGCCAUUCCCUCACUCCCAGAUAAAAAGCCAAGUAACAAUUCUGAAUGUGAAAAGGAAAUUGACCAGGAUCAUGACUCAUCUGAAGAGCACGCUGGCAAAGAUAUGCUUCCAUCUGCUGAUGAAGCAAAUGAAGAAGAAAGUAAAGAACUAAAGGACUCCACUGAUUCCACUCACUGUAGUGAGCAGACAAUUGUUUUCCAUCAACAGUUUGAUGUAGCUGACAAACAGGAUGACAACCAAAGUCAGAAAGCUCAGCAUAUGCAGAGGACAGUGUGGAGGAGUGCACUGAUGAGAGCAAAAGUUUACACCCAAAGCCUGCGAUAA
This is a messenger RNA of Hypanus sabinus (Atlantic stingray), 1013 nucleotides long. Its product is annotated as myelin transcription factor 1-like protein. Gene Ontology annotation, molecular function: DNA-binding transcription factor activity, RNA polymerase II-specific; zinc ion binding; RNA polymerase II cis-regulatory region sequence-specific DNA binding. Gene Ontology annotation, biological process: regulation of transcription by RNA polymerase II. The transcript has 9 exons. The coding region runs from base 135 to 1013 and encodes 292 amino acids. The record is from RefSeq and is a predicted model, not a curated record. NCBI's taxonomy places the organism in Eukaryota, Metazoa, Chordata, Chondrichthyes, Myliobatiformes, Dasyatidae. Gene Ontology annotation, cellular component: nucleus.